This is a messenger RNA of Periconia digitata, 2547 nucleotides long. The record is from the annotation of a GenBank genome assembly. NCBI's taxonomy places the organism in Eukaryota, Fungi, Ascomycota, Dothideomycetes, Pleosporales, Periconiaceae.
GCUCUCCUACGCAUUUCACGAGUUGCAUCUGUUUCAGCUGAUACCGCACCAACGGAAGAUAUGCUGGGCUUUCGCCCUUUGCGCAUAGCAAAAAGGAAAUUGCAUUCCUACAGCAAAGUUCCUACAUACAACGAUGUCGAAGAUGCAGACGCCGAAUACACCGAAAAGCAGUACGAGAGCGACGACGAGAGCAGCAGCUAUGAAUCUUCUGCCACAUCCUCACCCUACUCGUCGCGAGCCUCAUCAGGCGCACAUUCUCCUCCCAUUCUCCAGAAACCACAGCUCGCUCGGUCUAGUGUGAGGGCGUAUAGCUAUCGAGGCUGGAGGAGAUUUACACGAUACUUUGGGCUGGCCAUUGGCAGCGUGCUGGUGCUCUUCGUAUAUUUCUUGCUAAGUAGAAGUUGGGCUUCAGCACGGUAUGCCGAAUUGGGAUUGCACAAGGCGCCGACUGUGCCGCGAGUAUGGGAAAGCUUUCCAUUCUUGAAAAGAUAUCAUGGCGGUAUACGAACUUUGAGAAGCCGGAAAGACAACGAACCCGAAUACCCCAAAGAGGAGGAUAUCAAUCCGGAAAUGCCAGAAGAAACAACAAAUAAGGGAUCCCGCAAAGAUAAACGGAUGGAAGGUGGCAAUCUGACAGAUUCUAUUGUCUUCAACCCUUACCCCGAUUACGAGGGUCUAAGCUAUGUGGACCAGUAUGGUCCUGUCGAGCCAUGCUUCCUGGACUCGAACGACACAAUUGAGCUGCCAUCGUUACGAGUAUAUGAAGGUGUCACGGACGGAACUCCUGACAAUGUCAUGGGCUCCUAUGAGAUGUUUGGCUUGCGCAACGAUGUAUGCUUUGAGCGAUUCGGUCGACUAGGGCCAUAUGGGCUUGGAUAUUCCACCAAGCACGGUGGCAACGGGGCAGCUCUGGAAGGCGAUCGAGAGGGCAUAGAGAAGGUUUGGGAACAGACGGGCGAGGUCGAUUACCGCCAGGUGAAAUGGGGUGAAGUUCUCGAUCGAUGUUUGCAGAAGAACGAAGGCCGCUUCCAACCACGUGGAAUGGGUCGUAACAACGUCUUCCAGAAAAUGGCCACAAAAGGGCCAGCUACCGAGACAGUCGAAAAGCGCGGCGAAAAGGACGGUAUUUUUAACAACGGUACCGUCCGCGAGCAGCUCAAAGCAACACAUAACAAACUACUCCCCCGGACGGCCUUUUUGAUCCGAACGUGGUCCGACUAUGAGUACGACGAUGAAGACAUCAUGUAUUUGCGGGCUUUGAUCUCCGAGCUAAGCAUUUCAUCUGGCGCCGAGUAUCAAGUUCACUUCUUGAUCCAUGUCAAGGAUGAUAACAAACAGAUUUGGGCUGAUGAAGAGGUCUAUCAGGAAGUAUUGGACAACGCGCUUCCUGCCGAGUUUUCUGGGAUGGGCACACUUUGGUCUGAGCGACAGAUGGGCCUCAUCUACGGUGGUCUCGAAGACUCCAUGUACCGCAAUCUCCCGAUACAUGGAGCCUAUCGCUCAGCAUACAUGCCAGUUACCUACUUUGCCCACCAGCACCCCGAGUUCGACUUCUUCUGGAAUUGGGAGAUGGAUGUGCGAUAUACUGGUCACUACUACCAUCUGCUAAAGCAGGUCGGAGACUGGGCUGACAAACAGCCGCGAAAAGGACUGUGGGAGCGCAACUCACGCUUCUACGUCCCUUCGGUGCACGGCACAUGGGAAGAGUUCUCACACAUGGUACGUGUUCAAACCGAACACGGUACAAACAGCAAGUCCAACGCCUGGUCCUCCCACCUCCCCGCCAAUCCAAAACUCCCUGAACCCGAGACACAGAAACCAGAGAAACCCAUCUGGGGCCCUGUCAUUCCUUCGGACUACCCCGAUAUCGAAAUCGACGAAGCUGUCCUUCCCCCGACCACCAUAACCGAGGACAAAUACACAUGGGGCGUCAACGAACCGGCCGAUCUCAUCGUCUUCAACCCUCUCUUCGACCCAGAAUCCACAGGCUGGCUCCUUGCCGACGACAUCACGGGCUACAAUACCACGACCUCCCUGCCCCCACGCCGCGUCGCAAUCAACACUUCCUCCCGCCUCUCCGCCCGCCUCCUCGCCACCAUGCACCGCUCCCAAUCGCACCACCGCCGUACCAUGUUCUCGGAGAUGUGGCCUGCGUCCGCAGCGCUCCACCACGGCCUUAAAGCUGUGUAUGCCCCACACCCCGUCUACAUCGACCGCAAAUGGCCGACGCAGUACCUUGCUGCCAUAUUCAACAACGGACGUAAUGGUGCUGCGGGCGGGUCCCGCACCUCCAUCUUCUCAGACGAACGCCAACAUAACUUCUUGGGCACGAGUUGGUAUUAUCAUGCCGGGUUUGCGCCGAAUCUUUGGAAGAGGUGGCUUGGGUAUAAAGUCGAUAAUGAUGGUGGGGAGGUGGAGGAACUUGCUGGUGAGGGGAGAAUGUGUCUUCCGGCCAUGCUGUUACAUCCUGUCAAACAAGUCGAUCUUGUGCAGGAGAAGAUGGCUCAGGAGGACGAAGAAAAGGGGGGUAGUGAGGAGAGAGUCUGA